Molecule: messenger RNA, 1637 nt
Organism: Aricia agestis (brown argus)
Lineage: Eukaryota; Metazoa; Arthropoda; Insecta; Lepidoptera; Lycaenidae
Product: techylectin-5A-like
Exons: 8
Coding region: 41-1561 (506 amino acids)
Source: RefSeq, a predicted model, not a curated record
UAGGACGGUUGUGCGUGGUAACCCACAAAAAGUAUUGACAAUGUUAAGUCGGCAAAUAAUAGUUUUUGCUAUAUUUCUAAUAAUUUCAAGUGGAGUAAAUGCAAAAAAGAAAAAACCAAAGGUCAAAGCCAACAAUCCUGACAACACAAUUUGGCAACGGGUAUAUGACGAUAACCUAGUGGACGAGUCAUAUCCAACUAAAAAAGGAGCCAACAAUUCAAAGUUCGUGGCAAUCGAUAAUAACGAAGUCGUAGAUAGACUUCUGGAUUCGCUGGCAGCAAGCGAAAAAUCCAUGAAGAGAAUUGAAAAAAUAGAUUUCAGAUUAAACCGACUAGACGAGGAGAUUCAUGAGAAAUCUGACGACAUCUUGAGGAGUUUAUCCGAUUUAACCACGAAAAUGUACGACGCGGAAACUUUGUCAAAAAUUAACUCUUCAUUACAGCUCAUUAAGGAAGACUUGAAAACUAUGAGGGCACAUAUUGACUCUAAUGUAGCAAGGACAUUGAUAAAUCCAAAGGGUGAGGUCGCCGGAGAAUGUCGCAUGGAUCCAUCGCUGAGCCAUCGCCUGAAGCAAUUAGAAACGCAUUUAUCAUCAAUAGCCAAGAGCAUGGAUUCUGCGACAAAUAUUUAUUCACGAAAAUCUUCUGUAGAUUCUUCUGGUGGCGAUACUUUUGAGUUGCUGAGUGAGCUUCGAAGUAUAAUUCGAGAACAGAAGACACGUACGUGUGAUUUCAGUAACAUUGGUCGAACCGUUGAGAGCCCUGAACGUUAUCCUAGCGACUGCCAAGAGAUACAACUACAGGGAUUCAACAUCACAGGAAUUUAUAAGAUAAAACCUUUCGACGCUGAGCCAUUCUACGUGCUGUGUGAUCUUACUACUGCUGGAGGUGGCUGGACGGUGAUCCAAAACCGAUAUGACGGUUCCCAGGACUUCUACAAAAACUGGUUUGACUAUAAACAUGGUUUCGGUAAUUUGGCUGGUGAAUUUUGGUUGGGCUUGGAGAAGAUACAUUAUUUGACUACACAGAAGCUCUACGAGUUGCGAGUUGACAUCGAGUCUGCUAAUGGUCAGGAGGCAGUUGCUGGGUAUUCCGUCCUCACUAUUGGACCUGAGCAUGAAGGGUACAGGAUAAGUACUCUGGGAACAUACAGAGGAAACGCUGGUGAUUCCUUAGCAUAUCACGCUGGACAGAAGUUCUCCACAUUUGACUCUGAUAAUGACGAGUGGAGAGACGGUGCUUGUGCCAUCGAGCACGGAGGAGCAUGGUGGUAUAAGGAGUGUGAUAAAAGCAACCUCAAUGGUAAAUACUCAACCACCGGCGACGACAACAACGUCCAGACCAUUUUCUGGAUAACGUUCAAGGGACCAAACACGCCGCUGUCUAAGACCAGAAUGAUGAUCAGGCCUCUGCCGGCCACAAGACCCCUUGAACAUGGAAGAACUAAACUGAGAGGUGUGAAAGCUCAAGACAAUCAGAAGUACGUGUCGAGGGAGGGCAGAGGACGUGUAGCAUACAGAUACGACGACUCGCAGGAUGUCUACUUUCCCACCUACACAUGAAAAUUCUUAGACUUAAAUGUAUAAUCCAAUGCAUUUUAUAGCGCUUAAUUUAAUAGUUCAGAAAUACUUAAAAAUU